AUGAAUGGAACACAUGAUGACGAAUUAACAUGCAUUAAUGUUGGCCAGAGCGUGAAAUGGCAGUCCACUCAAUUCACGUGCAGUUCUGCUGAUAUUCUAAAUUCUUCACAUAUAAAAGCUGCUGUUGAGACAAUGGAAAAUGUUAGGAUAUUUCUUCAAAAACUUCUCAAAGUUAUUCCAUUAGAUAGUCCGAUUUCUGUAACAAAUUACAACGGCUGGACAAACUAUAAAUUACCAUUCAGUGUAUCAAAUGUGGAUUUAUAUAUGGGAAUACUUUCAAGGCCUUACGGCGAAAAUAGUAAUAUUGUUGCAUCUGCAGGAUCAAAUAUUAAGGAAUCAACUUUUUACAGGCCAAUUCAUGGUGCUGUUUUCUUAAAUCCAAGAUUUAUACCAACAAUUGCUCAGAGCGAGAAUUCAACAAAUAAUGCAUUUUUCUAUGUUUGCAUUCAUGAAAUAUUCCAUGCACUUGGAAUUGGAAGUGAUAAGUUCGAGUUAUUUCAUCCCUAUGAAAAUUCCACUAGGUAUUCUCCGAUCUAUUGUUCAUUGAAUAAAUCAGGAAAGAUCAUGAAAUUCAUCAUAACACCAUAUGCACAUUUGUUUGCUACAAAACAAUUCGGAACUGAAAUAUUCAUUGGUGAUAAUGGAACUUGUCCAUCAGGUAUCGAAAUUGAAGAUGGUGGUGGUUUAGGAACAUCCGAAAAUCAUUUGGAAGGAAGAACAUACAUGACAGAACUUAUGACCGGAGCAACAAUUCAGUCAAGUGCAGGCCCUUUUAAUAGAUUAACUGAUGCAUCAUUAGCUUUAUUGCAAGAUUCAGGUAAUUACAAGGUUGACUGGAGUAUGGGCCAACCGUUAGUUUGGGGAAAUUCCGAGUCAAUUAAUGAUAAACCUAUUAAAGAUUUUGCUUAUGGUUCUCCAUCUUCAACAUUUCCAUCUAAUUAUAUUUACGAUUUCAAAUCAGAAUAUAAUUCAUAUACAGGUUUUAAUUACAAGUAUUAUGGUCCGACAAUACCGAAAAAUCAAUGGAACUGUUCAAAUUCUUCAAGCUUGACCUCAGCAGAUGCAAAAGAAUAUUGUGCAGCAAAAGAUUUUUAUAAUCCAUAUAAUGAAGAAACAAUAGGAGCUAUUUGGGUUUAUGAUUUCAUGCCAUUUAUCUAUCCACUAUUUAUUUGUGGAAAUGGAGAAGGAGUUAUCCAGUCAACUGUGCAAGAUAUUAACAUUUGUGGUACAUAUAAAUGCGAGGGAUAUGAAAGUUUCACUAUAGAAAUACCAAUUGAUAGAGAAGGCGGAAAAACAACUUUAAAAUGUGAUUCAUCAAAUGCUGGAGUGAAGGUCUCUGGUAAGAUUUAUGAUUCUUCAGAUCAUUCUGGAUCAUUUCGUACUUGGGAUUAUUGGUGCCCUCCUCCAGAAAGAUUCUGCAGAUCUGUUAAGUUACAUGAGAUGCAUUUCAAAAAUAAUCCAUUCCUUAGUUAUACAAAGCAAUUAGAAGAUGUUUCAGAGGCAUCAAAUCAAUCAAGUUCAAUAUCUUAUACAGAAUAUCUCCCUCACACUUUAACUAAUACAGCAAAUCAAUCAAUUCCUAUUACUUAUACAACUGAAAUCAAUUCAAACAAUGAAUCUGGUUCGAGAGAUUUCUGGUCUAAGAAGAAAUGGAUUAUUAUUGGAAUUGUAAUAGCAAUUGCUAUUUUAAUUAUCAUUAUUAUCAUUAUCACAUUAAUUGCAAAGAAACAUAAAAUCGAUGAACCUGAAAAUGAUGAAAAUAGUAAUGACGAUGGAUACUUGGUUUGA
Molecule: messenger RNA, 1788 nt
Organism: Trichomonas vaginalis G3
Lineage: Eukaryota; Parabasalia; Trichomonadida; Trichomonadidae
Product: regulation of choline O-acetyltransferase protein
Exons: 1
Coding region: 1-1788 (595 amino acids)
Biological process (GO): cell adhesion; proteolysis
Cellular component (GO): cytoplasm; membrane
Molecular function (GO): metalloendopeptidase activity
Source: RefSeq, a predicted model, not a curated record